AUGGCUCGCCUCAGCAUCCUCCUGCUGAGCUGCCUGGUCACUCUGGCCACCGCCGGCUCCGCCGUGCUCGACCUCAUCCCCAAGAACUUCGACAAAGUCGUCCUGGACUCCGGCAAGCCCGCGCUCGUCGAAUUCUUCGCACCCUGGUGCGGCCACUGCAAGACCCUCGCCCCCGUCUAUGAAGAGCUCGGCCAAGCUUUCGCCCACGCCGAAGACAAAGUCAGCGUUGCGAAGGUCGACGCUGACGCAAACCGCGACCUCGGCAAGCGAUUCGGGAUCCAGGGAUUCCCGACGUUGAAAUGGUUUGAUGGCAAGAGCGAGACUCCUGUGGACUACAGUGGUGGUCGCGACCUUGAGAGUCUGACUGCUUUCAUUACUGAGAAGACUGGCAUUAAGGCUAAGGGGCCUAAGAAGGAGCCUAGCAAUGUGGAGGCGUUGACUGAUACUACAUUUAAGAGCACAAUUGGUGGUGACAAGGAUGUGCUUGUUGCGUUUACUGCGCCUUGGUGUGGUCACUGCAAGAAGCUCGCCCCAACCUGGGAAACCCUCGCUACUGACUUCGCUCUUGAACCCUCCGUUGUUAUCGGCAAGAUCGACGCCGAAGCCGAAAACGCAAAGGCCACUUCCAAGGAACAGGGUGUGACCGGAUACCCCACCAUCAAGUUCUUCCCCAAGGGCUCGACCGAGGGCGAGAUAUACCAGGGUGGCCGCUCCGAGGAGGCCUUCGUUGAGUUCCUGAACAAGAAGGCGGGUACGCACCGUGCGCCCGGCGGUGGAUUGGAUGAGAAGGCCGGCACCGUCCCUGCGCUUGAUGAGCUAGUUGCGAAGUACACCUCUUCGCAGAACUUCAACGAGCUGGUUGGUGAAAUCAAGAAGGCUGCCAAGGGCGUUCAGGACAAGUACACCGAGUACUACGUUAAAGUUGCCGAGAAGCUUUCGCAGAACUCCGAGUAUGCGGUUAAGGAGUUCAACCGCCUGAAGAAGGUGCUGUCCAAGGGUGGUUCCGCCCCGGAGAAGAUUGAUGACCUGAUCUCGCGCAGCAACAUCCUGCGUAGAUUCUUGGGUCAGGAGAAGGAGGAGAACGUGAAGGAUGAGCUGUAA
Messenger RNA from Aspergillus puulaauensis, 1101 nucleotides. RefSeq names its product protein disulfide isomerase family protein. The record is from RefSeq and is a predicted model, not a curated record. Bases 1 to 1101 code for a protein of 366 amino acids. The transcript is spliced from 2 exons. Gene Ontology annotation, cellular component: endoplasmic reticulum. Lineage: Eukaryota; Fungi; Ascomycota; Eurotiomycetes; Eurotiales; Aspergillaceae. Gene Ontology annotation, molecular function: protein disulfide isomerase activity. Gene Ontology annotation, biological process: protein folding.